GGGACAUUAAGAGGGGGCUGGCUCGAGCCUUUAAAUCAAUACCAAAUUUGAUCCUCACUUUCUCUCUAUUUUUAUCGAACCCGAAAUUGUUUUCAGCCCCCAAAACCAAUCGGAUUCACUCGUGGCGUUUUUAGUCGUCUUUUCCUUCUUCUUCUUCCCCCUUUUUACUUUCUCUCCUUGUCGAAGAGGGUUUCGAUUCGAUAAUUUCAUUCAUCAAAAUUAGUAUUUUAUCGUACCACCGAUCGAUUCCCUACACCACCAAUCGAACUUUAGUGUUUUUAUUUGUUUAAUUUGAUUCAGUGAUUACAAGUGAUUGGGGUUCAAGUGUUUAUUUUACUGACAAAGGAAGUGGAUUUUUAUUGAAUUUAACCUUUGGGCGGUGAAAGAAGAUUAGUGUUUUGGUGUGGCAAAAAGGGGUUACUGGAUGAUUUCCUGCUGUAGCUGUGUGUCCCAUGGAACUUUAGUUCAUGAAGACUUCAGCAAAGGGUUGUUUGUGCAAUACAACCCUUGGUAUUAGCAGCCUCAAUGGUGGAAUUGUCAAAACUUGUCACAACCUUCUUAAAGUCUAGCAUACAGAAUAAAGAUGCACGCGCAGACCCAUAUGUCUGGACAGAUAUCAGGCCAAGUAACCAACCAAGUAGGCCCUCAAAUGUCUGGAAUGCCCCAACAUAAUGGCAGCUCACUAGCUCCCCAGAUGCAGAAUUAUACUGGUUUCAUUAAUAAUUUGGAUAUGGAUCCCGAGGUUGAUAGGUCACGCACAAAAAUGCGGGAAAAAAUUUUAUCACUUAUGACGCAGCGGCCGGCUACUACAGAAAUGCUUCCAAAGCUUAGAGAUAUGGUGAAGCGUUUGGAUGAUGGUCUAUAUAGGAACGCUUCCUCUCAGGAGGAGUACAUGAACGUUGCUACAUUGGAGCAGCGUUUGCGUAUUGUGGUCAGGCAAACCCAAGGUCAAAAUCACAACCAGCAAUUGCCUCACCCCAGUUCAUCUUCCUCAUCCGUUGGAACAAUGAUACCGACCCCUGGCAUGUCACAUCAUAAUGGAAAUGUGAACUCAAGUAUCACGUCUUCUAUGACCAAUUCUAUGAUUGCUCCAACUGGUUCUAAUACCUUGCAACAAAAUACUGUGAACAUGGGGCAAUUGUUACCCGGUACCUCUGGUUCUAGCGGUAGUGUACAUGGUGGUUCCUUCAAUUCAUCCAAUGGAGGCCUUUCUAAUGGAUAUGAACAAUCACCAAGCGGUAUCUCUUUUGGAUCUGGUGGAGCUAACAUGAUGGCACAAAGAAUUCCAAGCCAAAUGAUUCCUACUCCAGGUUUGAGUAAUACUCAGUCUUCUGUGAACCCUGAAUCCAUCAAUAACGGAAGUGGAUUUUCUGGGGUUGAUUCAUCAACAGUACCACAAUCAAAACAGUACAUUGGUGGCGGGAAUAACAGUCGCAUAUUGCAAAGCCUGGGAGGUCAAGUAGGAAUGAUGAGAUCUAAUUUGCAGCAGAAGGCUUAUGGGUUUUCAAAUGGUGCUCUGAAUGGUGGGUUAGGUGUUGGUAACAGUAUGCAACUGAUGAAUGGGCCUGCAUCAUCUGAUGGCUAUCUUACCGCGUCAGCAUAUAGCAACUCAUCAAAACCUUUGCAUCAGCACUUCGACCAGCAACGUCAACAACUAAUACCAUCAGCGUUGUCCCAGCAAAUGGGUCCAAUGGCAGGUGAUGGAUAUGGAUUAAGUUCUGCUGAUUUGUCUGGUUCUGGGAACUUAUAUGGUGGUCUGACCUCUAUUGGGUCUGCAAUGGAUAACCAAAAUAUAAAUUCUGCGAGCAUGCAGCCUAAGUCAAAAACUAACCCGACAAUGAUGGUCAAUCAACCUAAUCAGCAGGCAAUGAAACAAGUGAAGCCUCAGAUGAUUGAUCAUUCAUCAAAAGUGAGUUUUCAACCGGCUCAUUCUUCUCAUCAACAGAUACCAAAGUUUCAGCCGCAACAAUUUCAGCAGAACCAUAAUCAGCUCCACCAGCAACAAUUCGUCCAGCAUCAAAAUAUGCAAAAACAGCAAAAUCAGCAUCACCAACAGCUUCUGUUGAAGAAUGAUGCUCUAAGGCAGGCUCAACUAUCUCAUCUAGGAGAAAAUAUGGUAGAGCAUGGAGCUGAGACUCAUAAUAAUGAAGUUCUACAAUCACAAGAUUCCGAUCAGUUUCAACUUUCUGAUCUACAAAGUCAUUUCCAGCAGAAUUCUGGUGCUCCAAAUUAUCAGUUACCGUUACCACCCCAGAACUCUCAGCAUAUACAACAAACAAUGCAACCCCACGAUCAAGCUGCUGAAGCUCAAAGUAAUUUUAGUUGUUUCUCUGCUAGUCCCCAAUCAGAAGCACUAUUACAGGGUCAAUGGAACAUUCAGUCGCAUGAGAAGGUGCAGAAAUUAGACCAGCCAAUGCACGAGCAACAUAUCCAAGAGGAAUUUCGCCAAAGAUUAACAGAACAAGAUGAAGCUCAACGACCCCAUCAUUCUUCGGAAGGAUCUCUUACUGGUCAAAUUGCUGCUUCAGGAAGCAUUAUGGUACCCACAACGUCCAAUGUUGCUGCUGGCGCCAGUGACAAUGCAGACAAGGAGAAAUUGUGUCUCCAACAGCAAAAGUGGUUGUUGUUUUUGUGCCAUGCUCGUAAAUGUACAGCUCCUGAAGGAAAGUGCCCUGAACGUAAUUGCGUAAAGGGACAGAAGUUUUUAAAGCACGUACGAGACUGCAGUGUGCAACAACAAUGUCCAGUUAAAAAUUGUUCUGUUUCCAGGAAAUUGAUUAAUCAUAUUCAAAGGUGUCGAGACGCAGCAUGUCCGGUUUGUGUUCCUGCCCGUAUUGCUGCACACAAAAGUAAGUCAGGCGGCCGCGCUCUGUCUGUCAAUACCGCUUUACCAGUUAAUACUGCUUUACCAAAUUCAGUGAGUGGAUCUUGGAAACCCGUUCAUACUGGAGAUAGUGCUAGGUUGAUGACAGCCAAGACUAGUUCAUCAACUGCUGAGGCUACACACGAGUCGCAGUCUUCAUUGAAACGCAUGAAGGUGGAACACCCAUCUUCUUCUCAUGUUCCUAAAGUUGAAUGUUCUCCUGUAUUAGUUCCUGCAAUGAGCCAGCUUCAUGUUUCCCAUGUCGAACAUACUCAAGCAAGUCAACAUGUCGACCUUCCAGUGGCUUCAAUACCGAAGGUUAUUGACGUGAAAACAGAGAAAGUUUUUGGGCGAGGGAACCCUAGUUCGAAGGAGGUCCGGAAAGAUGAAUCUGACGAUGUUUGUAUAAUGAGGACCGAUAUUGGAUCCGUCAUCCCAAAUGAGACUGGUAAGCUUGCAAAACAAGAGAGCAUGAAAGUUGAGAAAGAGGUUGAACCAGAAAGUACUGCUGUUCCUACUGAAAGUGUACCUGGGAAAUCUGCAAAGUCAAAAGUGAAGGGUGUUUCUUUGACUGAACUGUUCACUCCAGAGCAAAUAAGAGAGCACAUCAAGGGUCUCAGGCAGUGGGUCGGUCAGAGCAAAGCGAAGGCUGAAAAAAACCAAGCAAUGGAACAUACGAUGAGUGAUAAUUCUUGUCAAUUGUGUGCAGUGGAAAAACUUACAUUUGAACCUCCUCCUAUAUAUUGCACACCUUGUGGUGCUCGAAUAAAGCGAAAUGCAACUUUUUAUACCAUGGGAACUGGUGAGACCAGGCAUUUCUUUUGCAUUCCUUGCUAUAAUGAGGCUCGUGGUGACAGUAUCGAGGUUGAUGGACAUCCAACUCCGAAGUCGAGGCUUGAAAAGAAGAGAAAUGAUGAAGAAACUGAAGAAUGGUGGGUCCAAUGUGAUAAAUGUGAAGCUUGGCAACAUCAAAUAUGCGCUCUCUUUAAUGGACGUAGAAAUGAUGGUGGGCAGGCUGAGUAUACUUGCCCGAACUGCUACAUAGGAGAGGUCGAAAGAGGAGAGAGAAAGCCAUUGCCUCAAAGUGCUGUUCUUGGUGCAAAAGAUUUGCCGAGAACAACACUAAGCGAUCACAUAGAGUCACGGCUUUUCAAGCGUUUAAGGCAGGAGAAACUAGAAAGAGCGCGGUACCAUGGAAAGAGUAUAGACGAGGUCCCAGGAGCAGAAUCACUUGUUGUCAGAGUCGUGUCUUCUGUUGAUAAAAAGUUGGAAGUGAAGCAGCAGUUUUUGGAAAUCUUUCGAGAAGACAAUUAUCCUUUAGAAUUUCCUUACAAAUCCAAGGUUGUUCUGUUGUUUCAAAAGAUUGAGGGCGUAGAAGUGUGCCUUUUUGGCAUGUAUGUUCAGGAAUUUGGCUCAGAAUGUCAGUACCCAAACCAGCGGCGUGUAUAUCUUUCUUAUCUGGAUUCUGUCAAAUACUUCAGACCUGAAAUAAGAACUGUUAGUGGGGAGGCUCUUCGUACUUUUGUUUAUCAUGAAAUUCUGAUAGGAUACCUUGAGUAUUGCAAGCUACGAGGAUUCACAAGCUGCUAUAUAUGGGCGUGCCCUCCCCUGAAGGGUGAAGAUUAUAUUUUGUAUUGCCAUCCGGAGAUUCAGAAGACGCCGAAGUCUGACAAACUCAGGGAGUGGUAUUUGGCUAUGCUUAGAAAAGCUUCAAAGGAGAACAUUGUGGCUGAGCUCACUAAUUUAUAUGACCAUUUCUUUAUCUCUACUGGAGAAUGUAAGGCCAAGGUUACUGCUUCACGAUUGCCAUAUUUUGACGGUGAUUAUUGGCCUGGUGCUGCCGAAGAUAUGAUCAAUCAACUCCGACAAGAGGAGGACGGGAGAAAAUUACAAAAGAAAGGGAAAACGAAAAAGAUUAUCACAAAAAGGGCUCUAAAAGCUGCUGGUCACACUGAUCUUUCUGCAAAUGCUUCCAAAGAUGUUCUUUUAAUGCAAAAGCUUGGUGAGACCAUAUGCCCGAUGAAAGAAGAUUUUAUAAUGGUACACCUGCAACAUUCAUGCAACCAUUGUUGUAGUCUAAUGGUAUCUGGGAACCGGUGGGUUUGCAACAUUUGCAAAAGAUUUCAGCUUUGCGACAAGUGCCAUGAUGCGGAGCAAAAACUUGAUGACAGAGAAAAACAUCCUAUCAAUAGCAGGGACAAACAUGCUUUGUAUCCGGUUGAAGUGAAGGAUGUGACACAAGAUACUAAGGACAAGGAUGAGACUUUAGAAAGUGAAUUCUUCGACACAAGACAGGCAUUUUUAAGUCUUUGUCAAGGAAAUCAUUAUCAGUAUGAUACUCUGCGAAGGGCAAAACAUUCGUCAAUGAUGGUUUUAUAUCAUCUUCAUAACCCAACUGCACCCGCUUUUGUUACUACAUGCAACAUGUGCCAGCAGGACAUCGAAACAGGUCAAGGAUGGAGGUGCGAGAUCUGCCCUGACUAUGAUGUGUGCAAUCCUUGUUUCCAGAAGGAUGGUGGUGCUGAUCAUCCUCAUAAGUUAACGAAUCAUCCAUCCGCCACUGAGAGUGCACAAAACACAGAAGCUCGACAGAAGCGAGUGUUGCAGCUUAGGAAAAUGCUCGAUCUUCUGGUGCACGCCUCUCAAUGUAGGUAUCCACAAUGCCAGUACCCCAAUUGCCGUAAGGUUAAAGGGCUGUUUCGCCAUGGUAUACAGUGCAAAAAGCGUGCUUCUGGUGGCUGCGUUCUAUGUAAGAAGAUGUGGUAUCUCCUUCAACUUCACGCUAGAGCAUGCAAAGAAUCGGAGUGCCAUGUGCCGCGUUGCAAAGACUUGAAAGAGCAUUUGAGAAGGUUGCAACAGCAAUCUGAUUCUCGACGUAGGGCAGCCGUGAUGGAGAUGAUGAGACAACGAGCUGCAGAGGUUGCUGGGAACAAUGGAUGAACACCGCUUUGUACAUAAUUGGUGGACAUCUGAAUAGAGAUACAGUGAAGCUGGGCAAAAGAUCUUAGCUGCUCCUACAAAUGAUUAUCCAAUCAAUGGAAAUGUGUAGAUGAUGAUGCCGAAAAUGUGAAGAGCAAGGAGUUGGGGCAGUAGGAAACCAUUCCAGUUGAAGGGGAUUUUUCAUUGUGGAAAGGCAAGAGUGUUUAUCAUCACCCUCAGAUUCUUUUUGAGCAGAACAAAAUGAGUUAAUGGAGUAUCGUCUUGGAUGGUGUGAUCAUUCUUGCCGUGGCUGCUGAAAGUAAAAUGUCCUUCCAACUUGGUGGUUGUACUUACAGAAUGUUGUCUUGGGAUCCCCUCUGUUGAGGUGAUUCUUUGAUUUGUCCUCUUUUUUGUAUUCCAGUGGCCAUCAUCCUUGUGUGGUGGGUGUACUAUAUUAAAGUUUUUCUAAUUUGUCGAAGCCUUCCGGAGAGAAGAGAAAUAGGGUAAAGAAAAAAAAGUAAAAAAAGAACAAUAGGGUGUCUGUCUAUUUUGAUUCUUUCUCUCUUUUUGCUGGAAAAAGGGAGGGGGUGGAGGCAAAGCAUCUCCUCGUUUGUUUCCAGCUGCCCCUUUUGAUUUUGUAGAAUACUGUUCUAAUUUAAUGUUGUGGAAAAGGAAAUAAGUAGUAAUUCUUAAACAUUUCUUCUUGUUUUCUGCUAUAGGCAACCUGAAUCCAUUGUAUCAUAUAUUCAUAUAGGAAUGGUUACCUUGUCAUGAAAAUGUUAAUUCAGUUCAGUCAUAUUUUUGAAUGAAA
Molecule: messenger RNA, 6593 nt
Organism: Papaver somniferum (opium poppy)
Lineage: Eukaryota; Viridiplantae; Streptophyta; Magnoliopsida; Ranunculales; Papaveraceae
Product: histone acetyltransferase HAC1-like
Exons: 18
Coding region: 584-5803 (1739 amino acids)
Biological process (GO): positive regulation of transcription by RNA polymerase II
Cellular component (GO): histone acetyltransferase complex; transcription regulator complex
Molecular function (GO): histone acetyltransferase activity; chromatin DNA binding; zinc ion binding
Source: RefSeq, a predicted model, not a curated record